AUGCCCUCUUUGGCAGGCACUACCACUCCAAUGGACAGCACCCAAGGAUCUCCUAGUGCCGAGGAUGGUUCUGAGUUUCUGGAUGAGAGCACUCAUGCAGAUGUGAGCAAGGUGGAUCCCAACAAGCAAGUACAAGAAGUGAUUGGAAAGCAGGAGGACAAGGCAGUCUUUUGCCUUCGCAUGGUGGUGCUCUUGGUGCUGCUGGGUGCCGCUGUGGGUGUUUCAGCAUCGGUAUACAUGUAUUUGGAUAAUAGUGAAAAGACUGCCUUUGAAGAUCAGUUUGACUCGGAUGCUGCUAAGGUGAUGGAAGAAACGGGCAAGACAUUGGAAAACACAUUGGGGCCGGCAGAUGCUCUCCUGGUCAAUCUGGUGGCAUAUGCUCGGACACUCCCCAAGAGACUGCCCAACCGAACGACGGCCUUUCCCUUUGUCUCUCUGCCUUCGUUUGGUCUGCAAGCUACCAAGAUGCUGCGCAACUCCAAAGGCUUUAACCUGUAUUUUGCGCCUAAGGUGGAGCAGGAACAAGUCCCCGAAUGGACAACAUUUGUCAAUGAGACCUACAAGACAUGGAUUGAGGAGGGGUUGGCCAUCGCCGAGAAGGAUCCCGAUUACGACGGGUUGAUCUACAAAGGGUACAACAACAGGACCUGUCUCGACAUUUACACUUGGGGAGGACAACCGGUCGACAUGCCACGUCCUGAUCUGGGCUAUUAUCUUCCUAAGGCGUUGGAAUAUCCCGUUGUGACAGGGGCUGGACGUGGAAACGGAUGUCCCUACAAUUUUGAUUUGGCACGAGCCUCCAUGCUCGUGCCGCAGCUCAUGAAAAUGAUGAUGACACAACGCAAGGCAGCCACUGGACAAUUCCAAAAUGUCAAUUUAAAUCUAUCCAAUCCCGAAGAAAAGCAACAAUACCUUGGAUUGAUUGCCUUUUAUCGGACAUUGCUUCCCAAAGAAGAGGAUCCAACCGAACCCGUUUGCAGCAUUGUGAUGCCCAUAUUUGAUGCCGUCGAUACCGUCUAUCUCGAUGACAGCAGUCAUGCCAGUCCUCAAGACUUUGUGGGGUACUUUGGACUCAAUAUUCAAUUCAAAUCAUGGAUUCGGAAUAUUUUACCCGAAAACUCCAAUGGGAUUAUUGUGGUUGUCGAACAAUCCUGUGGUGCUGCCGUCCCUUUCACGUAUCGCAUUGAUGGUGCCCAAACCACCUACCUUGGCACGGGGGAUCACCACGAUCCCAAAUACGAUCACAUGGUCCGAUCGGUGGUACUCCAGGCUCUGACUGAUCCAACCUUGUUUGACCGUGGCUCCUCCUAUACAGGAGUCCCAUUAUCUACAGACUUCUGUCCCAAUACCAUCAAAAUCUAUCCCUCACAGGACAUGGAAGACAAUCACCGCACCAACACACCGCUCUAUCUGACCAUUGUUGCCGCAUGCAUCUUUGUCUUUACGUCGCUCGUGUUUGUCUUUUACGAUUUCCUGGUGGAACGACGCCAAAAAAAAGUCAUGAACCGUGCCUUGGCGUCUGGUGCCAUUGUUUCCAGCCUGUUCCCACAGGAAGUGGCCCAAAAGCUCUACGAAGAAAACAAGGCCAAGUUUCAAAAGGAAGAGCAACAGCGAAACUUUAAGAGUGGAGAACUACCCCAGGCAGGACUGCGAUCGUCGACGUUGGCCAAAGACACGAAUCAAAUCGCCAAGCUUCAUCCGGAAUGUACCGUGUUUUUUGCGGAUAUUGCAGGCUUUACGGCUUGGAGUGCCAAACGACAGCCCACCGAAGUGUUUCAAUUGCUGGAGACACUCUAUGGGGAAUUUGACAAGAUUGCGGACCGCCGGCGAGUGUUCAAAGUUGAAACAAUCGGAGACUGUUAUGUGGCUAUCACGGGAUGCCCCAAACAGCAAGACGAUCAUGCUGUGAUCUUGUGUCGAUUUGCUCGAGACUGUAUGAACCGAAUGAGUGAAGUCACAGCCGAACUGUCUGACAGCCUUGGAGAAGACACGGCAACCCUGGGCUUUCGAGUUGGCUUGCACAGUGGGCCCGUCACCGCAGGUGUGUUGCGAGGCCAAAAGGCUCGCUUCCAGCUCUUCGGAGAUACGGUCAAUACUGCCUCCCGCAUGGAAAGCAAUGGUGUCAAGGGGAGAAUUCACGUUUCCCAGUCUACUGCGGAUUCUUUGAUUGCCCAAAAUAAGGGUGACUGGCUUUCGGAGAGACCAGACAAGAUCACGGCCAAGGGCAAGGGUGUCAUGACAACCUACUUUGUGACUCCCAGGUCUGCAGGUACCCUCGCUGAAAGCGUUAUUUCAUAUCGUAGUGUACCUAGCAGUGCCGAACAGGAAGGGGAAGAUGCAAAGAAAAAGCCAGAACUGUAUGUCAAGGUUAUGGAGGUCUAG
Molecule: messenger RNA, 2382 nt
Organism: Seminavis robusta
Lineage: Eukaryota; Bacillariophyta; Bacillariophyceae; Naviculales; Naviculaceae
Source: the annotation of a GenBank genome assembly